UCUUCGUUCGUCGCCUUCCUCUAAGUAUAUAGACACUUCUCUUUAUAAUUGCCUUGUUUCCCUCGGAAUCUUGAGACCAUUUCGAGGUUGUCGCAGUGGAAGGAGAGUGAAAGAACGCAAUGCUUACCUUCGAGAUCAAAACAUUCCUCGUGCACAACAUGGUCGCCAAAUUUGCAUAUCACCUAAUCAAAACAAUACACCCUCGUAUAAUCACCCCUCGAGCUGUUUUGCAGACAUCGCGUCAUUACAAACAUCAAGACGCAGUGAGUUUGUUCCUAGCCAAGUUGUCCAACCCAAUACGAGGAACUUAAAUAAUCUGAUUUUAAUCAGACCAAACAAACCUGAGAAUCACAAUUUAACUUGCGCGGAUCAACCGAUUGAAACGGACAGUAUAUCAGUCAACACCGGCCUUAUAAAAGUUAUCCAUCUGAACAUACGCUCACUUCGGAAUAAUGUCCACCUUAUCCAACUUCGAGAACUAGUGCGUUCAGCGAAAUUUGACAUCAUCACCAUUUCUGAAACGUGGCUUAACACGAGCGUGACAUCAGCCGAGGUAAACAUUGACGGGUAUAAACUUAUUAGACUUGAUCGUCUACACAAGCGAGGAGGAGGAGUCUGCGCGUAUAUUCGCAAAGAUUUCAAAACUGUAAUCUUGAAAGAUCUAUCUUACAUAUCUGAACGCAACUUUCACCAGUUGUGGAUCAGUGUACAGUGUAAAAAGACAAAAUCAGUCGUAAUUUGUGUAACGUACCGUCCGGAUGAUUCCCCACUAAGCUCGUUUGAUAAUGUUCUCAAGCCAAGUUACAUCCAAGCACUAACGUUAAAUAAGCCGAUUGUAAUACUCGGAGAUUUAAACUGUGAUGUGUUAAAACAGAAUUGUCCAGAAUCCAAAGCAUUGAUCAACUUUGCUAAAGAAAUGAACCUCAGCCAACUUAUAAAGUCUCCUACACGAAUCACCAAUACCACUCAAUCCUUAUUAGACGUUGUAUUGGUCUCCUCGAACUCGCUAGUACGUCGUAGCGGUGUUUUAAAUACAACAAUAAGUGACCACCUUCCAGUCUAUGUCGAUUUCAAGCUGAAAUCUCGCAAACAUCCUCCCCAUUACAUAACCGUUCGUAGCUACAAGAACUAUUCGCCUAGUUUAUUCAUAACUGACCUCGCCAGAAGCUCACACGACAGCUUAUUAUCUAUUUUCAACGACGGUGACGUAAAUAGUAUGUUAGACACAUUCAACCAAACCAUCCAAUCUACUCUAGACUCGCAUGCUCCUAUAAAGACAGUCAAAGUACGUAGCCGUCCUUGUCCGUUUGUAACUCAGGACAUAAAGGACCUCAUGAAGACCAGAGACCAGCUACACCGCCGAUACUUACAAACUCGGGACGACCUUGAUUGGAGUAAUUUUAAGGAUGCUCGAAAAGCUGUUAAGAGAAUGUUAAAAGAUUCUGAAAGAAAUUACUAUUUGGAUGAAGUUCAGCGACAUAAAAACAACCCAGGCUCUCUUUGGAAAAUUAUCAAUCAAGCCAUACCAUCAAAAAGUAAAGAAAAUCAUGCUUACACCAAAGACCCAAAGACAGUCGCUGAUGAAUUCAAUCAGUUUUUCUCGUCUGUAGGCAAAAAUGCAGCAGAUGCGUCAAUUCGUCUGGCAGAAGAGAACAACAUUACUGUAGAAGAAACACCUUUAGAGACCGUUUAUAUGCCUUCCCAAGAUCUCUUUUCCUUCCGAACAGUAACCAGCGAAGAAGUACGCCGUGUCAUUGCAUCCCUGCCAUUGAACAAAGCCCCUGGACCAGACAAGAUAAACUCUAGAAUCCUCAAAGACUGUCUCCCUGUUAUACUAGGACCCCUAACACAUAUAAUUAACUGCUCUAUAACCUCUCAUACAUUCCCUACUGCAUGGAAGGAAGCGGAAGUGAUUCCCAUAGUGAAAGACGGAGACCACGAAGUAGCGUCAAACAACCGCCCGAUAUCUCUUCUUGCCAUAGCUUCUAAGGUUUGUGAAAAAAUUGUUCUCGAACAAUUCAGUAGCUAUCUUAUAAGCAAAAACCUGCUCUCUCCUCAUCAAAGCGGAAAUAAAAAACUCCAUUCCACAGAGACCCUGAACAUUUUUAGUACCGACACGAUGCUAGAGGCUAUGGACAAAAAGGAACUCACCGCUCUAGUAUUAUUAGAUCUCUCGAAAGCCUUCGACAGUAUUAACCAUCACAGAUUGUUACACAAACUAGCGAAUGUCGGCGCUUCCCCAGCAACAGUACAGUGGUUUAAAAGCUACUUGUCAGAUCGCUUUCAGUCCACCCGCAUCAACUCCGCCCUAUCUGAUCCACUACCAAUCACUCACGGAGUACCCCAAGGUGCGACGCUUUCACCAUUAUUAUUUUGUAUUUACUUGAACGAUCUUCCCUCCGUAUCUCGUGACUCCAGCCUUGAAUCGUACGUUGAUGACUCGAAAGUUCUCCUCUCCUUCCCAUUACGUCAGAUUGAUGCAGCAAUUGCAAAUCUCGAGCGAGACCUACACAGAGUUGCAAGUUGGUGCUGUGAAAACCACCUUUUAAUUAACCCGGGGAAAACAAAGUACAUGAUGAUCGGAACAAGGCAGAUGAUGAGCAAACUACCUACAGACACAUCAAUUUCAUUCUUGGGCAAGUCUCUUAAACCAGUGGACUCUGCUAAAGAUUUAGGUGUCACAUUAGAUAGACACCUAAAUUACGACAAACAUGUCUCGCUUCUUGUCUCGUCGUGUAUGAACAAAUUAUGUCAGAUAAAUCGUGCAAAAAAUAGUUUCGACACAAAAACUUUAUCGGAAGUCAUUUCAUCCUUGGUCAUCAGCAAAAUGGUUUAUUGUUCUUCGGUGUGGUCGAAUACGUCUGCCUCCAACGUGAAGAAAGUUCAGUCGAUCCAGAACUUUGCUUGCAAAAUCGUCACGAAAUCCAGGAAGUUUGACCACGUAACUCCACUUCUACGUGAAUUGAAUUGGCUCCCAGUAGACAAACUACUAUAUUUUAGAGACGCCAGUUUGACCUAUAAAUGUGUGAAUAACCUAGCACCCGACUACCUUUGUAACAAAUUGAUAAAAAGGUCAUCAAUCCACGACCGUAGGACUCGUACACACGACUCUCUUCAAAUACCUCUAUUUAAGACUGCAGCUGGCCAACGAUCAUUUACAUAUAGAGCCGUCCAUAUUUGGAACAAUUUAGACAAGAACUUGAAAGACUGCUCUUCACUUAAAAUUUUUAAGGUAGCACUUAAAAAACAUUUGCUUGCAAAAGAUAACAUUUAG
Molecule: messenger RNA, 3274 nt
Organism: Paramuricea clavata
Lineage: Eukaryota; Metazoa; Cnidaria; Anthozoa; Malacalcyonacea; Plexauridae
Source: the annotation of a GenBank genome assembly